UGAGCGGAGCAGCAUGAAGUUGGAUCUGGCUGCAGCUUUGACCCUCUUACUUGCCUUCAUAUCACCAGUCUGGUGUCAGCAGGCUGUGAACUGCAGAUGGGGGUCUUAUGGACAGUGGUCCGAGUGUGACGGCUGCACCAGGACCAAGGUGCGAACUCGCCACGUGGAGGUUUACGCCCAGUUUGGCGGCUCGCCGUGUUCGGGGGAAGCCACAGAAACGCAGUCGUGUGUCCCGCAGAAAAGCUGUCCCCUGGGAACAGGCUGCGGAGGAAGGUUCCGCUGCACCUCUGGUCAGUGCAUCCGCCAGUCUCUGGUGUGUAACGGAGACCAGGACUGCAGGGACGGUCUGGACGAGCGAAGCUGCCACCAAGACGAUGGCCACUACUCGUGUGACCUCGACAAAACGCCUCCCAACUCUGACUUCACGGGUCGAGGGUACGACGUGCUGACGGGGAAACUGAGGGCCGGCGUCAUCAACACUCUGAGCUUUGGGGGACAGUGCAGGAAGGUGCUCAGCGGCGACCACAAAGUCUUUUACAGACUCCCAGAGAACAUCCUCAGAUACAACUUUGAGGUGACAGUGAACAACGAUGAGAGCGAUGAGUCCUACGAGAGCUCCUGGUCCUACAUGCAGCACAUCCAGUCCAACGCCUUGUGGGGACACGACCGCCGAACCUUCCACAAAGAUCUCACCGAAAACAAGGCCCACAGGCUGAUAAUCCUGAAGAACAAAGUGGAGCUGGCCCAGUUUCAAAACUCUGCCCCCGAGUAUCUGGCGCUGUCCGAAGGCUUCUGGAAGGCCUUGUCCUCGCUGCCCGUCACCUACGACUACUCGGUUUAUCGCCAGCUGCUGCAGCAGUACGGCACGCAUUACCUCUCCGAAGGUUCGCUGGGAGGCGAAUACCAAGCCCUGCUGGAGUUGGACCGAGACGCGCUCCAAUCAUCCAGCACCACAGACAUCGAGUACCAGAGGUGUUGGAAAAAAGUGAAGCGACGUUUCUUCCGGAAGAAAGUCACGACCACCUGUGAAAAACUGACAAAAGCUUUCUCAUCCAAACAAGGACACAAUGUCGCCACGAUGCCCAUCAAGGUGAACAUCUUCGGAGGAGAUCCGGCCUUCAUAGCGGGUCUGUCUCGUCUGGAUCUGGAGAACCCCGAAGCUAACGGAGAAAUCUACGAUAACUGGGCGUCGUCCGUCAAAGACUUUCCUGAAGUCAUAGACCAGAAGCUGCGUCCGCUGUAUGAGCUGGUGAAGGAGGUUGACUGUGCAGGACUGAAGAAGCUCCACCUGAAAAGAGCCACAGAGGAAUACCUGUCCGAGGAGCAUCCCUGCCACUGCCGGCCCUGCCAGAACAACGGCCAGCCGCUGCUGACCGGAUCCGAGUGUCGCUGCGUCUGCCGGCCGGGAACCUCCGGACGGGCCUGCGAGAGGGGGGCAGUGAUCGGAGAGCAGCCAGGGGUGAUCCAUGGCAGCUGGAGUUGCUGGUCCUCCUGAGGAAGCUGCUCUGGAGGUCAAAAGUCAAGAACCCGAAGCUGCAACAACCCGACGCCCAGCAGAGGCGGGAACCACUGCAUCGGACCGCAGACGGAGCAGAAGCCCUGCGAGGAUGCAGACAUCCAGUAUUUACAGAUGAUGGAGCCUCAGUGCUUCAGUCUCUCUGUAGCUCCACCUAAAACCUGUGGGCCGCCUCCAGCCCUCAGGAAUGGAUUCAUUCAGAAUCCCAAAGACUUUUACCUGGUGGGGAACACGGUGUCGUACACCUGCAUAGACGGGUUUUACCUCACUGGAAACGCUGAAGCCAGAUGUGCUGAAAACCAGAAGUGGAGCUCAGAAGCGAUGGUUUGUAAAAGUUCCACGUGUGGGAUUCCUCCAAUCAACAGCUUAGUUACAGCCACGCCCACCAAAGCAGCCUAUCAGAUCGGGGACAGCGUGUCCUUGUCCUGUCCGGUCGGGUCGGUUCUCGUCGGCGAGGCGUCCAAGAUUAUCUGCAACCCCAGCCUGCAGUGGUCCCCGUCUCCUGCUGGUGCUCAGUGUACAGCAGCGCCUACAGCUCCUUCUCCUCCAGCCGGCCUGAAGUGCAAAGUCUGGGAGACGGCAGGAAAAACCGAGUGCGUGUGCAAAAUGCCGUUUCAGUGCUCGACGUCUCUUCAGCUGUGUGCCACGCUGGGCUCCGGUCAGCCUCGUUUGCUGGGCGUUUGUCAGCUCGGAGCGCUGCGAUGUAUGGGCCGGAACUUCACCUUAGCCAGCGACAGCGACUGUCAGUGGCCAGAGGAGGCGUUCACGUCCUGCGAGGCCUGCAAACCAGGAACAGUCUGUCGAGAAUCAGCGAGACAAUGCGUAUGCCAGAGUGCAUCAGCGUGCCCUGCAGGCUCGGCCCCGCUGUGUGUCCGGUCCGGUACUGAUGCUGUUACUAUGACUGAAUGUGAGGUUGGAGCCAGAAGAUGUGCCGGGCAGCAGGUCAGCGUGAUCGGUAUCGAUACCUGUCCAGAGUAAAGAUGUUCAUCAUCACUGAGCGUUUUCACACUGGAGCUUUUUGUCUUAAAGAUGAAGUAGGCAGUAUUUAUUUUUGGCACCACUUACCAGAAACCAUUUAUCCAUCUAUCUGUUAACUACACCUGCUUUAUCCUGUAAGAGGUGGCAGAUAACAAUGGAGACCUGGUUGAUGAUAGGGCUGCUAACUUUAUUAGCAUGUUUUAAUUCAAAUGGUCUGACAGGAAACUAGGCCCCCUUUUGGUUUCAUUUUCAGGCUUUAGAAAGAUGGGGGGCUUUAUCCAAUCAUAGGUCUGUUCAAAGAGACAAGGUGAGAGGGUUUCAA
This is a messenger RNA of Stegastes partitus (bicolor damselfish), 2816 nucleotides long. RefSeq names its product complement component C7-like. NCBI's taxonomy places the organism in Eukaryota, Metazoa, Chordata, Actinopteri, Pomacentridae. Gene Ontology annotation, cellular component: membrane attack complex. The transcript is spliced from 18 exons. Gene Ontology annotation, molecular function: protein binding. Gene Ontology annotation, biological process: complement activation. The record is from RefSeq and is a predicted model, not a curated record.